UUAAUUAUUUUUGUUGUCAAAUCCCUAAAUCCUUUGUGGAUUAGGACAUUGUUUUGAGAUUUCAAAUCCUAUUGUGUAAAGGUCUCAUAAACUCUUAUAUAUAUACACAGACGCACUAAUAUUUUUCCACUGCACUCUUCCGACGCUAUCGAAUCGAACUUCUAAACUGUUUGAAAUUUUAGCACAAAGCUAUCGGAUCUUCCAAAAUAUCACCACUAGUGAGCUAUGUCUGAGGAACAGAAGAAGAAGAAGAAGAAGUUAAGUUUGAAGAGCUCCGAUGGUCGCAAAUUCUUGAUUGAUGAGUGGGCGGCAGUACAGUCCGAGAUGUUGCGGCUCAUGAUUGAAGAUGGCUGCGCAUCGGAUGUAAUUCCAUUGCCAAACGUCGACUCCAGGACGCUGGCCAUGGUGAUCCAUUAUUGCGAGCGACACGGCGAUCCCUUGGUGAAACAAGCCGAUCUCAAGGCCUUUGACAAUCGAUUCGUACAAAAAGAUCAAGCAACACUGUUUGAUUUAUUGAUAGCUGCGAAUUAUUUACAAAUUCCCGCACUGUUGGACAAGGUGGCCCAAAAGAUCGCUAAUAUGAUUGAGGACAUGUCACCGGAGCAAGUCCGACGAUUCUUUAACAUAAAAAAUGAUUUCACGCUAGAGGAGGAAGGGGAGGAGAUUCGUAGACAAAACGAUUGGGCUUUUAAGUGAUUUCAACUUAUUUCAAACGAUCUUAAUUAGUUAUGUCUUUCUUUUCUUGUAAUUUAAAGUUAUAAUUUUUUUAGUUAUAGUAUAAUAAUGGUUUGUAUUAUGCACAUUUAAAUAAAAAAGAAAAAC
Messenger RNA from Diospyros lotus (date-plum), 822 nucleotides. RefSeq names its product SKP1-like protein 1. NCBI's taxonomy places the organism in Eukaryota, Viridiplantae, Streptophyta, Magnoliopsida, Ericales, Ebenaceae. Bases 226 to 696 code for a protein of 156 amino acids. Gene Ontology annotation, molecular function: cullin family protein binding. Gene Ontology annotation, cellular component: nucleus; cytoplasm. The record is from RefSeq and is a predicted model, not a curated record. The transcript has a single exon. Gene Ontology annotation, biological process: SCF-dependent proteasomal ubiquitin-dependent protein catabolic process.